Messenger RNA from Ctenopharyngodon idella (grass carp), 1450 nucleotides. RefSeq names its product major intrinsic protein of lens fiber b (gene mipb). Gene Ontology annotation, cellular component: plasma membrane. The transcript is spliced from 4 exons. Gene Ontology annotation, biological process: transmembrane transport. The coding region runs from base 483 to 1274 and encodes 263 amino acids. The record is from RefSeq and is a predicted model, not a curated record. Gene Ontology annotation, molecular function: channel activity. Lineage: Eukaryota; Metazoa; Chordata; Actinopteri; Cypriniformes; Xenocyprididae.
UGCUCCGUAACCUCUUCUGUGUCGCUCAACUAGAAUUAGCCCUGUAGAUUUAGCCUUUAGCAUCGAUGUUCAGGUCUCUCUGACAAAACCCUCCAAAUUUUCUUCGCGUACACACACAACCACACACACCUCAUGUUUCUUUAGCAGUCUGGGUGUUGUGCAGGCGAAGAGAAACAACAUUGGCAGAGACGACCUGUGUGCGGCUACAUGUGUGACCGUUUACUCGCGGCUUCCCACACAGCCUUAGCUAACGGCUAGAUCUAUUAGGUGGACUUUCAUCACUAUUUUUGCCAUCAUUUCCCUUUUUUAUUUAUUUAUUUAUUUUGUGGCAGCUUCAGGUCAACUAGCUAAAGUCACACAGGAUUUUACUUUUUGUUUACUUGUUAACAAGGACAAUUGAUUUUUUCAAAGACUUCUUUAGCCAUUUUUGCUAAUUCAAAAAAAGCUUCGGUUUUUGUUGUAGUUGGAUCUCAUUAGUCACGAUGUGGGAGUUCCGCUCUAUGAUGUUCUGGCGGGCGGUGUUUGCCGAGUUUUUCGGCACCAUGUUCUUCGUGUUCUUCGGGAUGGGUGCAGCGCUGCGCUGGACCUCCGGGCCUUACCAUGUCUUUCACACUGCCCUCUGCUUCGGUUUUGCUGCUGCCACUCUAAUCCAAUCCAUCGGCCACAUCAGCGGAGGACACAUCAAUCCGGCCGUCACCUUUGCCUACUUAGUCGGCUCUCAGAUGUCCCUGUUCCGAGCUUUCUUCUACAUUUGUGCCCAGUGCCUGGGGGCCAUGGCAGGAGCCGCGGCCCUCUAUGGAGUUACACCCAACAACAUGAGAGGAACACUGGCACUUAACACGUUGCAGCCUGGCAUAAGUCUGGGAAUGGCGACCACAGUGGAGGUGUUUCUCACCAUGCAGUUGGUGGUCUGCGUCUUCGCCGUCACAGAUGAGAGACGAAAUGGGCGCCUGGGUUCUGCCGCUCUGUCCAUUGGCUUUUCUAUUACCAUGGGCCACCUGAUGGGGAUGUACUACACUGGUGCUGGUAUGAACCCAGCCAGGUCUUUCGCUCCUGCUGUUAUCAUGAGGAAUUUCAUCAAUCACUGGGUGUACUGGGUGGGGCCCAUGAUUGGAGGCGCUAUGGGUGCCAUCCUGUAUGAUUUCAUGCUGUUUCCCCGUAUGCGGGGUCUCUCCGAGCGGCUAGCCACUCUCAAGGGCAGCCGACCCCCAGAGGCCGAAAACCAGCAGGAGACCCGCGGGGAGCCCAUCGAGCUGAAGACUCAAACCCUAUAAACCUGCUAAAAACCUGUGGACCGAUCUGGCUCAACCUCACUGGACCAUCUCACCGCCCCAAGCAACAGCCAAUACACCUCAGUUAAAACAUACGUCAUGACAUCAAAAUAAAAACCCACAAAGAGGGUCGCAUAUCUACACUAAAAUCAUUAAGGGGGCUGAAAAAAGUACAGUAC